AUGGCUACUUUGAAUAAAGAUCCCAUUGGAGACCUGGAACUAAAGAACAAAGCUUCUGUGGCCUUAACUGUCAAUCCACCAGACAGCACCUGGAAGCUCCAGAACAAAGAAUACAGCAACUACGGCUCAGGGGAUGGGAGCUCCCCCGAAGGUGGGAACAAUGGCUCGGACCCAGGCUCUUACGAGAAGGGGAUAACAGUGUUCCAAACUUUGGUUCACCUGUUGAAAGGAAAUAUUGGCACAGGUCUCCUGGGGCUGCCGCUGGCAGUGAAGAAUGCAGGGCUCUUGAUGGGUCCUCUCAGUCUGUUGGUGUUGGGCAUUGUGGCAGUGCACUGUAUGGGUAUCCUGGUGAAGUGUUCGAACCACUUCUGCCAAAGGUUGCAGAAGCCCUUUCUGGACUAUGGAGAUACAGUAAUGUAUGGGCUAAAAACCAGCCCCAGCUCUUGGCUCCAGAAACAUGCCCUGUGGGGAAGGCAUCUUGUCGGGUUUUUCCUGAUUCUCACUCAGCUGGGAUUUUGCUGUGUCUAUUUUGUCUUCCUGGCUGAUAACUUGAAACAGGUGAUAGAAGCAGCCAAUACAACUACCAUCAGCUGCAAUAUCAAUGAGACUGUGACCUUGACACCUACCAUGGACUCAAGACUCUACAUGCUCAGCUUCCUGCCCUUUGUAGUGCUAUUGGUAUUUAUCCGCAACCUCAGACUCCUGUCCAUCUUCUCCAUGUUGGCCAACCUAAGUAUGUUUGUCAGUCUGAUUGUGAUCUACCAAUACAUUGUUCAGGAUAUCCCGGAUCCCAAAAACCUACCUCUUAUCAGUAGCUGGAAUACCUACCCUUUGUUCUUUGGAACUGCCAUUUUUGCAUUUGAGAGCAUUGGUGUGGUUCUUCCCCUAGAAAACAAAAUGAAGAAGAGGGAGCAAUUCCCAUUCAUCUUGUAUUUGGGGAUGACCAUAAUUACUCUUCUCUACAUCAGCCUGGGAUGCCUGGGCUACUUGAGGUUUGGAGAUGGCAUACGAGCUAGCAUAACCCUCAACUUACCCAAUUGCUGGUUAUAUCAGUCCGUCAAGCUGCUCUACUCCCUUGGAAUCUUUUUCACCUACGCCCUGCAGUUCUACGUCCCAGCAGAGAUCAUCAUCCCUUUUGCUGUCUCUCGUGUGCCAAGGAGCUGGAAUCUGGCAGUAGACUUAUCCAUCCGCACAGCCCUGGUCUCUGUGACAUGUGCUUUGGCCAUCCUUGUCCCCAGGCUAGACCUGGUAAUAGCCCUGGUGGGCUCCAUAAGCAGCAGUGCCCUGGCUCUGAUCAUACCUCCACUCCUGGAAAUCAUCGCCUUUUACCCAGAGGGCAUAAGCCCUAUCACCAUCAUUAAGGACACACUGAUCAGUGUCCUAGGCUUCCUUGGGUUUGUGGUGGGGACCUACCAAUCAAUCUAUGAGCUGACCCAGCCCCCUGUUUCUCACACCUUUGUCAACAUCACCAGUUCCUUUGUACAGUGA
Messenger RNA from Gracilinanus agilis (Agile Gracile Mouse Opossum), 1488 nucleotides. Its product is annotated as proton-coupled amino acid transporter 1-like. Bases 1 to 1488 code for a protein of 495 amino acids. Gene Ontology annotation, biological process: proline transmembrane transport; proton transmembrane transport; glycine transport. The transcript is spliced from 10 exons. NCBI's taxonomy places the organism in Eukaryota, Metazoa, Chordata, Mammalia, Didelphimorphia, Didelphidae. The record is from RefSeq and is a predicted model, not a curated record. Gene Ontology annotation, molecular function: glycine transmembrane transporter activity; L-proline transmembrane transporter activity; L-alanine transmembrane transporter activity. Gene Ontology annotation, cellular component: vacuolar membrane.